UUAAAGCUGUGCUUUGCACAAGUACUCCAAUCCACCAGGAGUUGGAAAAACUUUUCUUUUCACUGUUACAGUAAUAUUCUCCAGUUUCACGAAGGGUUUUGUGGUUCAGAGCACACACACAGAGUUAAACUGGAAGAGUGGAGUUCUGACAGAGGUUAUUGUCUUCAGCUCGGCAGGGAAUUUCAGACAAAUCCCUCUUUAGAUGCAGGUGGUCACAACACAAGCAAAGAGUUAAGUCCUCUGGUCUCUUUGCCCCUCCCCUUUGAUGUUCUGACAUCAUUAGUCCAGCCCCCACGAAAGAUCUCGCCUUCCUCAGAGCCCCUCACUUCUAGUCUGGAAUGUUUAUAGAAAGUUAAUGAGCAGCAUCAGGACCAAGUGUUUUUACCAGGAGAACAAAGUAAUGCUCUGAAGAAAGUGUCGGUGCAGGGAUCACAGUGGAUGCCACAGGUGAAGCCGCUGGGCUCGACAGAGUAAUGGCUGUUCAGACUGCCAUCAUGAACCCUCAGUUCAUGAGCUUCUGCUUCCCCGGCUCUGUGAUGGAGUAUGACGUGGAUAAAAGUCUGGAUGGGAGUCUCCUGGGUGAGGCAGAGAAUGACGAAGACUUCAAAGAGACCACGAGGGACCUGCUGAGCUUCAUAGACUCGGCCUCCAGCAACAUCAAGCUGGCUCUGGACAAGCCGGUGAAAUCCAAAAGGAAAGUCAACCACCGGAAGUACCUGCAGAAGCAGAUCAAGCGCUGCACCGGCAUUAUAACGCCAGGAAACGUAGCAGAGGUCCCAGCAAAGAGACAGGGCUCCCCCGGGUCUCAACCGAGCCCCUUGCAGAGCAAAAUGCUGCCCAAGCGUGAUGGGGUCCAGGCCAACUUGCAGAGCAAGAGCUUGGCAGCUCUCUUCAGCCCUGCGAAGGACAUAAGAGGGGAGAAAGCCAAGAAGCCGCCCUUGAGGCAUCGCAACCUGCCACCGUCUUUCUUCACCGAGCCUGCGAACUGCUCCAAAGUCAGCUCCACAUCCGGGAUGACGCUGAAGGACUUGGAAAGAGGCAAUCCCGAGGCUGCAGAGUUCUUCGAGCUCUUGGGACCUGAUUAUAGCAACAUGGUAAGUGACCAGGACCUUUACCAAGGCAUGCCUCUUCGAUUACAGCCAGAGCUGGGAAGCCCGGAUCCCGCUUCCUACGACGCUCAUCAUUUAGUCGGAGGCCUCUUCUACUCGGACCCCUGGACUAGCUGCUCGGGACCCUCUAAGAAACUCGGGGAGAGUCUGCGCGGCGUCGGCCCGGCCCAGCCUCCCGCCUACUGCCAGGCUGAGGAUGCUUCCGGGCCCAUGGAUGACAGCGCAUUGUGCACUUUGGCUUUCCCAAACUUCCUCACAGACUGCUCCAUACCUCAGGUUACCUACGACUUGUGCAGUGGUUACAACAGAGCUAAUUAUUCAUCUCUAUGAAAAAUGUUUCAUUCUGUUUUUAGGAAAACUCAUACAGAAACAGGUUUUAUUUUUAGCAUGAAACUUUUUUCUGUUGCAGAUGCAUCUUUCCUCAACAAAGUUGUUUUGUUUCUUUUCCCCAAGAAGUUUUUAUCUCAUAUUUAAUGAAAAGUUACAAAGCUUCUGAAGACAAUUUGAUACAUUUCUGUUCAAUAUUCCAGUAUAAUCUCCCCCCCUUUUUCUGUCUUUUCUGUGUGUGGAUUUUAACCAUCUCAGGCAGUUUCUGAUGACACUCUGAAUGAAAAUGCAUUUCCUUUUUUGCAUGUUUAAGUCGGUGAAAUGUAGUCUUUUUGGAUUUUCUCAGUCAGACAUUAGUUUUACGACAUUUCUCCUGUUUUAUGAAGGAAAACUGCACAGGCUGCUGAAAUAGUUGUCGAUUUAGUCCGCCAAGCAGCUGCUUAUUCUAGAAAAGUGAAAUUAACCCUAGAUUUCUUAACAGUAUGACAAAACAACAUAUGCACUUUUUCGAUCCUGGCAGUAACAAUUCUGUUCAGAAAUAUGAAAAUGAAAUUUAAAUAAUAAAAUGAAAAAAAAAGAAGAUUUCAAGCAUGUUUGAUUCCCUCCAGCUGGUUUACAGAAUUUUAUGGCUCUGAAUUUAUUUUCAGCUGGCAGUUUGACCAGAUUUCUUUUUAAGUCUUUAAUGUAUGUAGUUAUUAUAAAAAUGACAAAAUAA
Molecule: messenger RNA, 2151 nt
Organism: Cololabis saira (Pacific saury)
Lineage: Eukaryota; Metazoa; Chordata; Actinopteri; Beloniformes; Belonidae
Product: protein FAM181B
Exons: 1
Coding region: 474-1439 (321 amino acids)
Source: RefSeq, a predicted model, not a curated record